Molecule: messenger RNA, 1428 nt
Organism: Hypanus sabinus (Atlantic stingray)
Lineage: Eukaryota; Metazoa; Chordata; Chondrichthyes; Myliobatiformes; Dasyatidae
Product: NACHT, LRR and PYD domains-containing protein 3-like
Exons: 6
Cellular component (GO): cytoplasm
Source: RefSeq, a predicted model, not a curated record
AUGUUUGAAAAGGUUUGGUUAAAGAGAUCAUGGCCAGUAGGUGGUUCUUUUUUCAACCCGAAACGCGGACAAGAAGACGACAAUCCAGCAACGUUAGUCAAAUUCAGAAUGCACACAGAUCUGAACUCCAGCAUCUCCGCCUUCCUGUCAAAUUGUGAGGAUCACCAACUGUUCCAGUUGACGAGAUUCUACAUGGAGCGACUGGAGCAGUCGAUUGAGGAGGGUGUGGAGGAAGUCAGCUUCAUGUUAAAGGGCGAGGAUCACUUCACCGGGCAGGAGUAUCACAGCGUGACUGAGCUCGCGGAGAAGGGAAACCGAGCGGGAGCUUCCAAACAACUCCUGGAUCUGGUGAUGGAGAGGGGCUCCGGGGCCCGGAGGGUGAUGUGGGAAUCCUUUGUGAAACUACAUCAUCAUUUACCGAAGCUGAGCAGAAUAUUGAAUGAAAUACAGGAACGUGGUGAUGACCAGUUCGCCUACAUGGAUACUGAGCGGGGUUUCUCUGAAGUGCCCAAGCAUCUGAAAGAUGUUCAACAGAAACACAAGGAGACUCUGCGGACAGAGACUGAAACACUGAGAGUGAACACGAUCCUGAUGAGGGAGAAGGUGAAGGUUUUCCAGCUGGUUGAUCGAUACGCUGAGCUCACGGUCAUUUCUACUGUUCGAGAUCGGACACUGGUGGAACAUGAGCUGCUGGCAAGAGGCAGAGAUCACGAGGAGUGGAGAGAAAAAGAUCUCCGUGGUAAGCUAGAAAAAAUCCGGACUGAUCAGUUAUUCAAGAAGAGUUUUGUUCAAAAAUUGAAAAGAUCUAUCUUUAGAAACAAAUCAGGGAUGUCCGCAGCACUGGCCGGAGUCCCAGGGAUCGGGAAAACAACAAUGGUACAAAAGAUUGUUUACAACUGGGCCACGGGGAAGAUAUACCAACAAUUCCAGUUUGUCUUCAGUUUCAAAUUCCGGGAUUUAAACACCAUUAACUGCAGAAUAAACCUGAAGGAACUGAUUCUGCAUCAUUAUCCCUACUUUGGGAAUAUCCUGAGAGAGGUCUGGAAACACACAGAGGGACUGCUGUUCAUAUUCGACGGAUUGGAUGAAUUCAAGGACAAAAUCAACUUUGUUGAUGGUCGGACAGACACAGAAUCACAGUGCACAGAUCCUGAAUUCAAGUGCAAUGUGUCUGAUAUUGUGUGCAGUUUAAUCCAGGGCAAGCUGCUCCCAGGGUGUUCAGUGCUGGUGACCACCCGUCCCACUGCGUUACAUUUAUUGGAAAAGGCGGAUAUCAGUGUCUGGGCUGAAAUCCUGGGAUUUGUUGGUGAGGAACGGAAGGAAUAUUUCAUCAGGUAUUUUGAAGAUCAGACGGUGGCGGAAGCUGUUUUCAAACACGUGGAGGAGAAUGAGAUCCUGUACACCAUGAGCUACAACCCCUCCUAUUGC